This is a messenger RNA of Radiomyces spectabilis, 507 nucleotides long. RefSeq lists its product as uncharacterized. The record is from RefSeq and is a predicted model, not a curated record. Lineage: Eukaryota; Fungi; Mucoromycota; Mucoromycetes; Mucorales; Radiomycetaceae. The transcript has a single exon. Bases 132 to 467 code for a protein of 111 amino acids.
CGAAGCACACCGUCUCAAGGUGUCAAGCCCCUUCACGGUCCGUCUUGGUGUUCCUGGUGCAAGGCUCUCCCUGCCGUUUCGGUGUCCUGGUACUCCUGAUCGAAGGUUCUCUCUGCGGUCUCGAUGCCCUGAUGUUCCGGUUUUUCUCGUCCCUCUUUGGCGCUCCUUUCGGUGGCGCGCUUUUGGCGGUUUUCGUUGCCUGGCAGUUCUUGGCUCGACGUCUACCGUUCUCUUUUGGAAUUCAGCCUAUGGAAUUCCCUCCCAAUUGUUCACCGUUUCUCUCAGCUGACUUUUUUCAGCGUCACCGUUCUCUGCGAUUUUGGUGUCCUGGCGACGACUUUUCUCUUCCUUCUUCAGUUUGUUGGAUUUUCUCUUUUGUCUCCGGAUGUUGUUUCUCCUCUUUUCUCUCGUCCUCUGCCACUCCAUCUUAUUCUCUCUCUCAGACAACAUAUUCUAAUGGCUUUUAGGUGGUGGGGUUCUUCUGGUAUUUUUUUUUCUCAACCUUCG